AUGCUAUCCGUGGACGGGCGGCUCAUUGUCAGCCGAGGCGUGGUGGGAGCAGGAGCCAGAGAAGUGCAGACUACAGCUAGAACCACUGCUGCUGCUGCUGCUGCUGCUGCUGCUGCUGCAGAGAGGCUGGCCAUGGAACUAGACUCAACCCAAUCCAGAGAUGAUCGACGGCCAACUCCAGAGCACAGCUUCUACCUGAGCUCCCCUCUGUUCAUCAAAGCCCCUAAGUUUCAGAGUCCUGGCUAUCUCGGUGUCAGCCCUAUUAGAGCUAGUGCAUACAACAUCAUCAGCCCGCCUGCUUUCUUCCCCGUGCACAGCCUGUCGCAAAAAGAAGCACCACUGCAGACACGCCAACAUUUCAAAACCGAUUCGCAAGAAGAUUCGCAAGAAGAGAACAUGGAAAAGGCACGAGCUGCAGUUUGGCGUCCCAUUAGUGCGAGGUCUCCAAAAUCAGAAAUGAUUGAGUUAAACAGACAACCAGGUGAGUCUGUCGUGCAGGUCAAACAAGAACCGAUAAGUCCGACUCCUGUUUGGCCUUCAUCUCCUUAUCUCCUCCACGCGCCGUACUUGCCAACGCUACACCCCAGUCUCCUUCCAUACCCUUACUACAUCCCCAGGACAUUCAUGCAUCUCACCCCCAGAGCGUUUUACACGAGAGAAGACCCCCGCUUGGCCCCCAAACCCAGAGAUCUCGCCCCUUCCCGAAAUAUUCCCGUAGCCACCAACCCGGAGAAGCUAACCAUCAACGUGCACGUGGAUGAGAGCUACUACGUAGACGUGGGAGGGGACCAGAAGCGGUGGAAGUGCCGGAUGUGCGAGAAAUCCUACACUUCGAAGUACAACCUGGUGACGCACAUUCUGGGGCACAACGGCAUCAAACCUCACGGCUGCCAUCUCUGCGGGAAGUUGUUCAAGCAGCUGAGUCACCUGCACACACACCUGCUGACGCACAGGGGCAUGAGGCCGCACAAGUGUAAGGUGUGCCACAAGGCCUUCACCCAGACCAGCCAUCUCAAGAGACACAUGAUGCAGCACAGCGACGUCAAGCCAUACAGUUGCAGCGUGUGCGCCCGGGGCUUUGCUUACCCCAGUGAGCUGCGUGCCCACGAGAUGAAGCACGAGAAAGGCCAGGAGAACGUGUGUGUGGAGUGUGGCCUGGACUUCCCGACGCUGGCACAGCUCAAGAGACAUCUGACCGUCCACCGCGGCCCCACGCUCUACAGGUGCUCAGAAUGCCAGAAGACGUUUCAAUAUCCAAGUCAGCUGCAGAACCACAUGAUGAAACACAAAGACAUUCGCCCAUACAUCUGCUCCGAAUGUGGCAUGGAGUUUAUUCAGUCGCACCACCUGAAGCAGCACACGCUCACGCACAAGGGGGUGAAGGAACAUAAGUGCCGCAUCUGUGGUCGAGAAUUCACUCUUCUGGCCAACAUGAAGCGCCACGUCCUGAUCCACACCAAUGUCCGCGCCUACCAGUGCCACAUGUGCUUCAAGAGCUUUGUGCAGAAGCAGACGCUGAAGGCUCACAUGAUCGUCCACUCUGACAUCAAGCCGUACAAGUGCAAGCUUUGUGGGAAGGAGUUCAACAGAAUGCACAACCUAAUGGGCCACAUGCACCUGCACUCUGACAGUAAACCCUUCAAAUGCCUCUACUGCCCCAGCAAGUUCACCCUGAAGGGAAACCUGACCAGACACAUGAAGGUCAAACACGGAAUCAUGGACCGCGGCCUGGACAAGAGGCUCUUCAGACAGAGGGGGCGGUUUUGCUUGCCCAGCUCCGUCAGCCUGAUCACCCACUUCAACCAAGAGGAGCCUUUCGACCUGUCCCAGAAGCCCGUGGGGGUCUCAGGGCAGCGCUCCGCCCAGUCUGAUGGAGAGAGCGUUCCAGGAAGCUCCGGACAAGAAGAUGAUGAAGAGAGUGUGUAUAGAAGUCAUAAAUAUGGCUCUGAAGAAACCCACAACGAGACACUGGAGGAGGAGACGGAGCAGGACAAGCAACUGUCAGACACUGUUGAGGACUGUGAACUAUAA
Knipowitschia caucasica is the source of this 2031-nucleotide messenger RNA. The record is from the annotation of a GenBank genome assembly. Lineage: Eukaryota; Metazoa; Chordata; Actinopteri; Gobiiformes; Gobiidae.